AUGGUGCGGGCUAAAAGGUCUUUGGUGUGGGAUCACUUAACAAAAAAUACAUUCGUCGGCGAACACGAAAGUGAAAUUAAAGUGCAGUGCAAGUAUUGCGACGGUACUUUGCAUUAUGACGGAUCGACGAGCUCAAUGAUGAAACAUUUACGAUCGCAGCACAAAAAUCUUCAACUGCAGGAUGUUGACAUCGAGAACGCAGGGCCUUCGGGCUCAUCCCUUUCUACACCUAAAAGGCAAAAACUCACUGAUAUGGGGAUAACUACUGAACGGCCGUGUAACAACACUCGAAAAGGUCAGAUAACAGACAAGUUGGUAUCAGUAAUCAUUGAAAACAAUUUACCCAUUCGUUUCUCUGAGUCAGAAUCGUUUCGUGAGUUCAUGAAAUUUGUGGAACCAAACUAUAAAUGCCCUUGUGCAGAAACCAUUAGGAAUAUUACUGAAUCAAAAUUUAAUAAUGUACAAAAUGAAAUCAGGAAAGAAAUGGAAUCUGUUCUAUACGUUGCUAUUACUACGGAUGCAUGGACGUCUAUUUCAAACGAUGCAUUUCUUGCUGUUACUGCCUCUUACUUUAACAAAAAUUGGGAACUCAGAAAGCUGGUUUUAGCAACUGUAAAGUUACAGCAACGACAUACUGCUCAGUACCUGGCAGAAGAAAUUGAACAUGUAGUUACUGAAUGGAAUAUUUCGGACAAAAUAUCUGCGAUAGUACACGAUAACGGUGCAAACAUUGCCCACGUGGCAGAAAUAGUUAACACUGAAUAUACAGAUGUUUCUUGUGCAGCACAUACAUUGCAAUUAGUGAUCAAUAAAGCAAUGGGUACAGAUAAGACUGAUUCGCAGGCCAGUAGACUUGUGGGCCACUUUAGCCACAGUGUAUUAGCUACUUCCGAACUGAAGAAGAAACAAAAACAUUUUGAAUCCGCCAAAGAUGAAACGGGAGUUGAAGAAGAACCCUUGUCACUUAUACAGUACUGUCGCACACGAUGGAAUUCUAUAUACCACAUGCUGGAAAGACUACAUAAAUUGAGAUGGUCCGUGCGUGCUGUACUUGGUGAUAGUAACGUAACAAAACGAUCCGCAAUGCACUUAGACCUGAAGGACGAAAUGUGGUUGCUUAUGGAAGAAAUUUUACCUACGCUUAACCUUCUAAAAAUCGCGAAUACAUUAGUUUGUGGAGAGAAGUAUGUUACCAUAUCGGAUGUUUUAAGUAUUGUAGUGGCACUUUUUGACAAAUUUUCAAACGACUCUGAAGACGACAGCGCUGUUUUAAAAGACUUUAAAAAUGCUUUAAUAACCGGAUUAAAUACACGUUUUAUAAACAAAAUUGAGGAAAGUAAUAACCUAUAUCUAAAAGCCAUGGCAGUUGAUCCGAGAUUUAAAGAUAUCAAUUUUUUUUUCACUUUUGAGUUGCGUCAAAAAAUUUAUGCAGAUAUUCGCGAAGAAAUUCAAUCUAAUAAAAAUCGGGAACAGCCACAUUUAGACCCAGAAUACAAGAAUGCAGAAGUCGGGGAAGAGGAGAAAGAAAAACAGCGGUGUGAAGAAAAAAUGAAGACCAACAAAAAAGAACUUCAGGAAUUAUUUGGUUCUAGUUCAGAGAGUGAAGAGCAGGUACAGGAUGAUGAAUACGAGCGGUUUCUUGCGGCAAAGAAAAUUAAAAGGAGCGACGAUCCCAUUUCGUGGUGGCAAGUGAAUGAAAAGAAAUUUCCGGCUACAGCUUUUGUAGCCAAACGAUAUUUGGGAAUACCUGCAACUUCAGUUGCGAAAAAAUCAUAUAAUUUCGAUAGAGCGGAUAUACCUGUGGAAGAACUGGCGCUUAUUCUUGAAUAUUAUGGGUUCAACAUGCGAAAAAAGAAUUCUGAAGAUUACAAGGAGAGUGUCAUCAAAGUUUUAUGGAAUUCCACAGCUAAGCAGUUGCAGGAAUAUUUUUUUGAAAAAUAUAAUCGCAAAUUCAAUCCAUUCUCGGACAUAGAAUUUUUGAACGCAAGAGCUGCAAAAAAUGCUAAGCGCCGGAAGCUACAAAUGGAUCCAAGCAAGAGAAAGGAAAGUUCAUCUGCACUAUCAACAGACGAGCUGAGAAAAAUCAUUGAGAUUUGGGACGAGAACACUCCGGAAGGACUGCAGAAAAAGUUUUAA
Molecule: messenger RNA, 2136 nt
Organism: Psylliodes chrysocephalus
Lineage: Eukaryota; Metazoa; Arthropoda; Insecta; Coleoptera; Chrysomelidae
Source: the annotation of a GenBank genome assembly